Molecule: messenger RNA, 1357 nt
Organism: Varanus komodoensis (Komodo dragon)
Lineage: Eukaryota; Metazoa; Chordata; Lepidosauria; Squamata; Varanidae
Gene: RHOC
Product: ras homolog family member C
Exons: 5
Coding region: 110-691 (193 amino acids)
Biological process (GO): small GTPase-mediated signal transduction
Cellular component (GO): neuron projection
Molecular function (GO): GTPase activity; GTP binding
Source: RefSeq, a predicted model, not a curated record
CCAAGAAGCGAGUCCGCUUCCGCUGGUUUGUCGCUUGCGCCAGGCGGACAGACGGACGGGGAGGCGAGGGAGCAAGCGCGCGUACUCGGACCUGACUCCGCAUAAAGCCAUGGCAGCCAUCCGGAAAAAGCUUGUGAUUGUGGGAGAUGGUGCCUGCGGGAAGACGUGCCUGCUGAUUGUGUUCAGCAAAGACCAGUUUCCAGAGGUCUAUGUCCCAACCGUCUUUGAAAACUACAUUGCUGACAUUGAAGUAGAUGGAAAACAGGUGGAGCUGGCUCUCUGGGACACAGCUGGGCAGGAAGACUAUGACAGGCUGCGACCCCUUUCUUAUCCAGAUACAGAUGUUAUCCUCAUGUGCUUUUCCAUUGACAGUCCAGACAGUUUGGAGAACAUACCAGAGAAGUGGACCCCUGAAGUGAAGCACUUCUGUCCCAAUGUGCCCAUCAUCCUUGUGGGAAACAAGAAGGACUUGCGGAAUGAUGAGCACACCCGCAGGGAACUGGCCAAGAUGAAACAGGAGCCAGUGAAGCCAGAGGAAGGAAGAGACAUGGCCAACAGGAUCAAUGCUUUUGGCUACCUCGAGUGCUCAGCCAAGACGAAAGACGGAGUGCGGGAAGUGUUUGAAAUGGCCACUCGAGCUGCCUUGCAAGUCAGGAAGAACAAAAAGCGCAAAGGCUGCCCUCUCCUGUGAAAGGAGAGCAUCUGCAAAGGUUGUGACUGUACUGUCUGAAGUAACUCUCUUUCCACACUCCCCAUGGAUACAAGUGUGGGGUAGCGGUGGGGAGGAAUAAUGUUAGCUCUGCUAGAGGAAGAAUUUAACAGACUAGCUGUGUCCUUCACUCCUCUGCACACUACGGGGUGGCUGGGACACAGUGUAGGUAUCUCAAGGUCUUUCUUUGUGCCUAGGCUCUCUUCACCCAUUCACCUUGUGCUUGAGAGCCAGAGAUAACACUUGAAUCCAUUUUGUAAAGAUCUUCAUUUUUAUAUAGGGCAGACAGUGCAUCUGAACUAAUUCUGUAUUGCUCUUCCUAUUUUAUAUAGUCCUUCUACUGCUUGUACAAAUUCACCAGUGCUUAUUCUGUCUUUCUGUUCUUGCAGACUAGGGAAGCUAGAUUUCUGAAUAGUACAACUUGUGAAUGUGUGAAGUUGAACAUACCCACCAACCUCUUUCCUCAAACUUGCUGAAACAAGUGGUCAGCUCUUGCCAAAAUGUCUACCUGUAUUCCUCUGAGGAACUGUGUUCUGCCAUGGUCAGAAUUGCUCACUACUGUUCUUUUAUUCUGGGGACAGAGUUUUGCCUUGUGUUUUGGCAAUAUUAUAUUACUUCUCUUUCUUCAUUAAAUUAACUCAGACAUAA